CUCUACUGAGGACCAACAUGUCUGUAGAUGCAACCAAGUUAUUGUUUGAAGGCUUCCUGCAGAAAAGAAAAGAUACUUUGAAAAUAAGGUGGGUGACGUAUUGGUUUAGGCUUCAAAAUACGACUUUGUUCUUCUAUACCAAGGAGAAUGGCAGUGCUCCAUACUUGAGAGGCUAUUACUACAUUUACACAGUGCAGUCAGUGCGAGAGGUCCAGAGAGCUGGCAGCAAGCGCUUUAUGUUUGAGAUUAUCAUGACAAACGGAAAGAGAAAAAUGUUGGCAGCAGAGACAGCAGCUCUCAGAAAGGAGUGGGUUGGACACCUUUGGCAAGCCAUGCAUCUUUCUACCUCUCAAGUUUCGUCUAGAGGCAGACACCUUGAAGAGUGUGAACAGCGAGACAGAUUAAACAGCAGCACACCCAUCUGCUCACACAGUGACAGUGUGAUGGAGUCUCUGCCUGCCCGGCCCCUCUCGGCCCCCGCUCCUUCGGUCCAAAUCCACUGUGAAACCACGCACCUGUUUCAGGAGCUGAACAGUGAGGAGGAAACGUAUCAAAACACGCCGUCAGCCUGUAACUCCCAACAUCAAAGUGUUGACGGUCUGAAUAAUCCUCAGUGGUCCGGUGGGUUGAGCAAUGCAGAGAACAGAGAAGGAGACUAUGACGUUUUACCAGUUAGAAAAAAGAAAUGUGAGAUCAACGUUUUAACAGAGAUGGACGAGGGCGUGUAUGACUUUCCUCUCUCUUACAGGAGGUCUGUUGAACAACAAGACCCAGCAGAGAGCAUCUAUGAUGUGCCAAGCAAUCUUUUGAGGAACAUGCCUGAUCACACCAUAGCCUCAAGCUUUCAGCUGUUUCUUCUGGUUGCAGAGGAGCAGCACGAGGAGGAGCUCUACUGCAGGAUCUAAUGUCCAGUUUGAGGACUGCCAGAGGUGGACAGGAGCGUAAAGUCUUUGUACAGAAGACUGUUGCAGCUUGAUAUCUCCAUCUUUGUGUUUUAGGCUUAAGAGUAACAAACAGUAUUUAUGGAACAGAGAUAAUAAGUAUAAAUAACGUUUGUCACCUUUGCUAAACUUUUUUAUGUGAGACAACAUGCAAAACCACAACAGGGAGGUUGAAUUGUGAUAUUUAUUUCAGCUGUCUAUGACUCGGGCUGUCUAAGACCGAGAACCACACAGUCAUUUAUAACUAUAGAGAACACGCUUUACAGAAAAAUCUACAGAUACACACUGCGGGUCAGCUACACUGUGGUUCACAAGAGUAAAAUGAAUCAUAUACAUGUCACCUGGUUCACAGUUUAAAGUCAAACACCACCAACACUGAUAUUGCUAUAUUCCACACUUUGCACUGGUUUUAAUGGGAAUGGUUUGAGUCUGUUUAACCCUUAAUGGGUUUAAUGGAAUACUAAAAAAGUGUUUUGUUGCAGGUGCACGAUGAGACCAGAAUAAAAUAAGACAUGUAAAUAUUA
Messenger RNA from Seriola aureovittata, 1465 nucleotides. Its product is annotated as interactor protein for cytohesin exchange factors 1. NCBI's taxonomy places the organism in Eukaryota, Metazoa, Chordata, Actinopteri, Carangiformes, Carangidae. The coding region runs from base 18 to 905 and encodes 295 amino acids. The record is from RefSeq and is a predicted model, not a curated record. The transcript is spliced from 10 exons.